This is a messenger RNA of Didymodactylos carnosus, 1112 nucleotides long. Lineage: Eukaryota; Metazoa; Rotifera; Eurotatoria; Philodinida; Philodinidae. The record is from the annotation of a GenBank genome assembly.
CAAGUAGUUCUAAGGCUGUGCAUGUUACCCAGUUUGACUCAUCUAUCCGUACAACAUUUAAUAUAUAAAUAUCAAUGAGUCUAGAGAGAGAAUCGACUUUUUUAUACAGAAAAUAAUAAGAAUAGUCUUUUAUUUUGGUGCAAUAAUCUGCUUUUCAGAACAUUCUAAUCUCUUUUGUUCUCUCUUAGCCAACAGUCAGUAGAACACUUCAUUCAUCGAACAAUGGUCAAAUGUUGAACAGAAGUGAUAUUAGGAGUGACAUUGAAAAUAAUAAUGUUCCUCAGUUAUUUAAUUCUGGUGGUGAUGAUUGCUUUCCAUCAUCAUUAGAUGAAGAGAUAGCAUUGGAUUUGCAACGUCAAGAAUAUGAACGUGGUACUAUUGACAACAGACAAAAUCGUCAACAGGAUUCGAUUCAUAUCCACUUUAAUAAUUAUAAUCAUGGUGAAUCAAUGGCAUUAGCAGCUGCAUUGGAAUCAGAACCAAAUCAUACAAAUGAAGAUUAUAGUAAUUUAGACGUCGAAGCUAGACGUCGUUAUCAACGAGAACGAGAGGCGCUACAAAACUAUGGAGUAGAUAUGUCGUAUGAUCCUUCAAUGUCUAAUUCACCUGUUAAUCAACAACGACUUAUGCACGGUCUUUCUGGACUGCAUAAUAGGCCCUUUCCUAUUUUUCAAGAUAGAAAUCAUGAUAUAAGAAAUUUACAACAACAUGAAGGUGAUUUUGGAGCAGAAGAUUAUGAAACAUUAUUAGAAUUGGAUGAACAGACUGAUGCAAAUAAACACAAAUUGAAUGAAUAUGAAAUUAAUCAAAUACCAACAGGAACAUUCAAAAACGUGAAUAAUUUCACAACAGAAGAAAACACAUGUAGUAUAUGUUUUGAUACUUUUGAAGAAAAUCAAAUAUUACAUUAUUAUCGAUGUACUCAUAAAUUUCAUAAAGAAUGUUCAGCUCGUUGGUUACUGGAAAAUAAUGUUUGUCCAAUUUGCCGUGUACCUCCAAUAGAAGUGGAACGACCAGCUGUACAGCAUCGUUCACCCGUUCGUCGUCUAUCUGGUACAUCAUAUAAUACGAACAAUAAUCGUGGUCAAAAUAAUAGGCGAGGCAGAAGAUAA